Messenger RNA from Punica granatum (pomegranate), 1718 nucleotides. NCBI's taxonomy places the organism in Eukaryota, Viridiplantae, Streptophyta, Magnoliopsida, Myrtales, Lythraceae. The record is from RefSeq and is a predicted model, not a curated record.
AAGACAGGGGCAAAACCGGAAUAGUAUGAACAAAACAGUAACCCCAGAGACCGCCCUCCCCUGCCCUUCUUCUUCCUCUUCCUCUUCUUCUCCCCCACGCUUGAGAAGAGAACAGAACGCACCCCAUUAGAUCAAACAACAAACUCUCUCUCUCUCUCUCUCUCUCUCUAUCUGCUUGCUUGCCACCAUUGAGGGGCCUCAUCUAUCAGCCUGUUCCCUCUCUUGCUCUUCAAUCUCUUGCUUGAGGUAAACCUUCUGGGUCUUUGUCCUUGUCCUGAGAGAGCGAUCAAGAAAGAAGAUCAAGAUCAUACAGCCCGCCAUGGCUGAUCGGUUCUAAACGAGUGGGAAGACCCACGAAAACCAACUCCCUUGAUCAUCAAUGGUGUUUCAAUCAAUCUCAGAGUCCGAGCCUCCUGCUAGGACCGUUCAGUCCGUUCCUAUGGCCUCGAUCGUCUCUGCCAAGUCUCAUCAGCCCCUGCACAACUUCUCCCUCACCGACCUCAAGUGGUCCCAAGCCCACCACCGCUUUUGUCGCCAGCCGGCUGAGUCCGGGCACCACUCCCCCCCCUGUGAUUCUGCCUCCCAGGUCCUCAACUGUGCCCCUUCCAGUUCAUCCCGGAAUGCGGUUGAGGCUCGGGAUGUGAAAGUCAAGGACGACCCGGCCGUGAUUGUGGGGAACGGAAGAUCGUCGAAGAUCCUUCUCCGGUUUCGCGCGAGGGAGAAGCCGAGACAAUCUGCUGCUGAGGCGGAGGCGGAGGAGGAGGCGGAGGAGGAGGAGGCUGCAGUGGCUCUGGGGAAAGCCCUGGCCGGCCCAGCGGAACCCGAGGGACUGACGUCGAAGGUGUGGAAUCUGAGGCCGAGGAAGCAGAUAACUAAGAAGUCCAGCACGAGCCAAAUCACUGCGCCGGAGAUGAUCGGCGGCCUGGUGGAGGUAGCCCGGGUGAGGACUGGGGGAGCAGAGGUUGAGACGGCGGGUGCGGAGGAGAGGAAGUUGAAGGUCAUCGUCCCUCUGACGAAGGAGGAGAUCCAGGCGGACUUUCUCGCCAUGACUGGGUCGAGGCCCCCGAGGAGGCCGAAGAAACGGCCGAGGACUGUCCAGCGAGCGCUCGACUACGUCUUCCCGGGGCUGUGGCUGUCCACCAUCACCCCCGACUCUUACAAGGUUGUCGACAAACCUCCAAAGUUAAGAUCUUUAUGCGCGAGUGUGCCGAAGAUCUCAAUCUGAUAAAUUGGACUGGAAUCAAAGCCGACGAUGGAAAUUGAAUGGUUGCUUUGCUUGCAGGGUUAAAAGAUCGAAUGUCGUAGUGUAAUGGUAUCUUCCGGGGAAUUCUGUUGCGUCUUUCGACGCCUAAAGCCGACUCCGCCGGAACUUUUGUGAAUAUGGGAAGGAAGGAAGGUAGGAAGGAAGAGGAGAUUGCCUGCCAAUGUACAGAUGAGAUCGAGAAUUAGGUUUAGAUUAGAUUAGAUUGGAAUUGGAAUUGGAAUUGGAAUCCUGUCGAUCAGAUUUCUUAUUUCUGCCAGCCUUUCUUUUUAUUUUAUUUUCUCUUCUCUUUUUUUUUUUUUUAAUUUUAAAUUGGCAGUGAAAAGAGAGACGAAAGUCAAUUGGUAAAGGCGCAGUAGAAAUUGGGUGCUGGGCUUGUUAGUUAUUUCUGCAUUUAUUUGCUCGCUCAUGUUCUCAUCCCAUAAAUGCAUGCAAUUUCCUCCCCGGGUUUGUUUUA